AUGAGCAUGGUUCUCAAGGAAGUCAGAGGGCUCCACAGAGCCAAUUCCAACACUCAGCCAAACUCUGUCAAGGUUCCUAGGGACGAAGAAGAAAUCGAACCUGAAGAAUUCGAUGCUGGAAACAACAACGACUCCCAGUCUUGUAUGAACCAAAUCGCCGGACAGCAAACUCUUCUCCUUCUCCACCAUGAAGGUCGAGGGGCCUGGAACUGGGCCCCAACUGAACCUCACCUUUCGGAAAGUGAGUAUUCUCCGUCAAUCUCUCCUGCUCUCUCGCUGACCCCACCGACGAUGACUCCUUCCAAUCGAUUCGCCGCAGGACUUCCGCAGGAAAUCUUCAUCCAGAUGAUGCAGAAUCUUAGCUCGAAAGAUCUGAGCUGCCUCCCAUACUGGAUUGAAGCGGAGAGAAUGAUGGCCACGUUCAAGCUCUACAACACCGCCUAUUUUACCGAAGCCGUUCUCCAUACCACCAUCUCCAAGUGGAGAAACGCGCCGCCAGAGGAAAAAGCAGAGCUGAAGAAUGGAGUCGUCCACGGAACAGGUCUCGGCCAGAUUGUCAAAGAAACCAUCCAUGCUAUCCGAGCUCAUCCAGAGCGUUUCGACAACAAGCGAAAGCUAGAGAUCGCUUAUGAUUUGCUCCAGAUCGGUUACUCGUUGAAGAAGAGCGACAUUGCCGUUCUGAUCAACUUGUGCCACUACGAGGAAAGCAACAUCGUUCCAUUGGAGGAAGUCAUUCUCUUCUGCAAGACGAACUUCUCCCACUUCCUCGUCCGGGAAAUCAAACCAGAGCUCAAGAUGACGAUGAUCAACUCUGCCGCCUGCUGGCUCGGCUCGAGCACGUACCCGUUCACCUGGCCCGAGUACGAUCUCAUCCUCCUCACCAAAACACUCGGCGACUACAUUUGCUGCGAAGAAUUCCGCCACAUCGGACUCGAGCGAACUAUCCCCGAGAUCUUCCUCAGCAUUGACAUUUCUUUUGAUAAGAAGCACCCAGAUGGACGACUUUUGACGAUUCACUGGCUUGAUGCCUUCCACCGGGUCUUUGGAAAACGGGCCGAGGACCACGAGCUCUUCAAGCAAAUCGUCAUCCGUUGCGCAAUUGUCCUCCACGCCGCCGACUUCAACAAUUUCACCCAGAAGGAUUGGAGCUGCAUCAUUCGCGCCUGUGGUCGAUUCUCGGGAGAGCGCGUGGUACAUGAUCUGCUUUUCAAGCUGGCGAAGUGUAUUCCAGAUUACAAUCCCAACGUGAGGGACAUUCUCCACAACUUUGUCAAACUCGAUCGGGCUGAAGUCAAGUCGCGAAUUCUCCGAAACUACGUUGCCGCCAGCUUGACUAAAUUGGGAAAUCAUAAUAAACUUGCUCUCUGCGAGUGCAAGACCACACUCGGCCACGUCCGAAGCUGCUACGGAGUCAAGAAAAACGAGCUCCUCGACGCUAUGGACAUCAUCAUCACUUCCGAAGGAUUUGUCAGCAAGACCGUCAUGGACUUUUGCCGAAACCUCAGCCGAAGCCGAUCCCAAAGCCGAGCGUCCGUCGUCUCCUGGUAA
Oikopleura dioica is the source of this 1548-nucleotide messenger RNA. The record is from the annotation of a GenBank genome assembly. Lineage: Eukaryota; Metazoa; Chordata; Appendicularia; Copelata; Oikopleuridae.